Messenger RNA from Cryptomeria japonica (Japanese cedar), 4045 nucleotides. RefSeq lists its product as uncharacterized. The record is from RefSeq and is a predicted model, not a curated record. The transcript has 26 exons. NCBI's taxonomy places the organism in Eukaryota, Viridiplantae, Streptophyta, Pinopsida, Cupressales, Cupressaceae. The coding region runs from base 232 to 3768 and encodes 1178 amino acids.
ACUCUAAAUUUAAUAUUUUUCUUUUACGUUGGAAGACUGUCGGCUCCUUUCGCUUAAAUUGAAAAGAAACGAGAUACAGAAGAUGUAUUUCCGAAUAGUCCAUUUUCAAAACUUUCAUAAGCUUUGCUCGAAUCGAUAUAACUUUACCAGCUAAACUCGCGAUGUUUGUAAAUCAGAACGCUCGUUCUGCCGUCAAAGGCAGAGCAGCAGAGUUUACAUAGGGGGAGGAGUAUGGAUGAAUAUACAUUCAACAUUUUAGUUCUGUAUAUGAGCGGAGAGAAAAUUUUUAUGGAAGCACAUGCACAAGAGGAUAAUAUGGAACAAAUAUGGGAGUCUAGAAGUACCAGCCAGGUUCUCCCACUCGGCCGUGUUAUGAAUACUGUGCUAAGUGCAAAACCAAAAGAACUAGAAGCGGUUCUUUCUCAGCAGACUCAGAAGUUGCAAAAAAAUUCUAAAAGUGCGCUUGACCAAUCUCUAACUUUGCUUCGCAAGCAUGUUGAGGAGAUUGUUCAAAGGAAUGAACUUCUAGAUCAAGUGCUUGUGCCGCUGCUUGAACAUGCUGUGAAGUUCAGAGGCUUGCAAAAUCGCAAACAAGUUCUGAUUCUUCUUCAAUGGCUUUCCCAAAGUGAAGAAGUUUUCAUGGUACUUGCAGAUAGUCUAGAAAAAAUACUUAUUGAAACGGAUGACCAUCACAUUAUUCUUGGCUGGUGUAUAGUGGUUCGCGAGCUUGUGGAGAAUGAAUUUACAAAUGUCAAAUCGUUUAUUGCAGGUACACUGCAGGGAGACGCUGUACAUUUAUUCAAGAUCUGCUGUCAUUGCAUACCUCGACUUCUAAGCAUAGUUCAUGAAGGAAGUGUUGAACAGGAUGGUUUUCUGCUUCCAAGACGCCUUUCCAUAGCUGUGGCUGAUUGCAUUUUGGUUUUCACUCAAGCGUUAACAGAGGAUACAUGUUUUCCAACACCUGUUAGAAAUAAGCAAACAAAUCAGGAUAAAAGGGUGAAGAAACAGUUGAUAUCUUCAAUAGAUACAGAUAGAAGCUCAGGAGGGGUUCUUGGCAAUGACAUACCUAGUACAUCAGGAAGAGGUUCAAGUACCAUGGAGAAGGAAACUCUGCUAUGGCAACAUCUGGAUAAUUUGGUUGACCUUGUCCAACAACUUAAGAUGUGGAGCAAAAGGAGUAGACCAUUGCAUGAAAAGGGAUUGCAGCAAGUCUUUAAGCGUUUGCAAGAGAUGAGAUCAUUUCGUGAUUCUGUCCAAGUCAAUCAAGAUGGGAGCGAAUCGGAGAUGAAGAUUGGGAAGGCAGUCCUUUCAGCCUGUUGGAAACAGUAUGGAAAGCUCAUGCUUUUGGAAGACCGUAAUUUUACUCAUACAUUUAAGGAUUCACUACAGCAUUUCAUUGCGGCCCUUCAGCAUUACACACAUAUUGAUGAUCAAGAAGAGGACACUACAAAGAAACAAGAUGUGAUGGAAACAAGAUCAUAUUUUCUUGCUUGUAUAGCACUUCUUUUGGGGCGCCUUGACACUGGUCUCCUUGAAAGGACAUUGGCUGAAGAUGGACCACAACUUUUAAAUCUUCUUUUUGCUCAGCUUCGACAUGCUGAUGGAGAUUCAACAGAUCUAGCUGUGGACAUUUUGAGGUCAAUUAUAUUUAGGUCAUCCAUUGCUCUGCCAAGUAAUAGUGAAUCCAGUUUUGAAAGAAUGGAAACAAUAACUCCUCUGCUUAUAGAGCUUCUGGAUGAACGAGACUCUACUGCAAGGGCUGUGGUGCUACUUAUUGCUGAAUAUUUUUCAAUCAAUCCUGAUGCUCAAGGACUCAAGGAGCUCUUUGCACGUCUGGACUCUGACAAUCCUACUCAUAGGAGGAAUGCUCUUGAUGUUAUUUCUGAAUUGAUGGCGAUAUGUUCACAGUCAGGGCACACACUUGCUUCUUCCCUCAGCCAGAACAUUGCUAAGCAUUUGCUGGACAGGCUUUGUGAUGAAGAGCUCACAAAUCGUGUACAGGCUUCAAAGCUUUUCUCCCAACUUGAUCCUUCAUUUGUUCUACCUGCACUUGUGCGAUUAGUCUACUCUUCAGAUGCAAGGGUGAGAUCAGCUGCUAGUGAUGCUCUUGUUGCAGUGCUAAAGGGCCAAACUGACCCAUGCAAUGUGAUAGGCAUGCUUCUUGACUCUGUUAGAAACACUAUACAGAGCAUAUCUCUUCCAAAGCACCCUGGACAAGUUGGUGAACAGUUGUAUCCUGGAUGCUCAACUUCAGAUAAUGGUCCACGUGCAGAUGUUGAUCAGAUAAUGCGUCUUGUUCCAAAAUGGUCUAUAGUGGUGCAUGAUUGGGAUUCGCUUGUCAAAAUGCUUCUCAGUAAAAUGUUUGCGGAACCAUCAAAUGCAAUUAUCCCUCGGUUUAUGAGUCAGAUUAGCGAUCACUUGGCUGAUGUCGCUAACAUUGUCUUUAGACAUAUUCUUCCACAUAUGCUGAAACAACAAGAGGUCAAUGAAGAUACGUUCUCUAAAGGGAAAGAAGGAAGAUGGGAUGAAGGUCAUGAUGCCAGACUUGCGGAGAUUUUAUUUGACCGUCUUAGUCCAUUGCUUGUUCUUAGAGUACUUCCUUUGAAGGCUUUUAAUGAUCUCCAUUCACGGGAGCUCUAUGGGGAAUUGUUCACCUCUAUUGGAAAACAUGGAGGUCAAGGUGCUAACAUCGAGGAAGAUUGCAUCACUGUUCUACUCAUAAAUAGGAUGUCUCAUGUGUAUGAGUUUGAUGAUGUUCGCAAGCUUGCAGCUGAGCUUACUGGUCGGCUUCAUCCCCAGGUCAUGUUACCACUCAUUGAAGUUAGCUUGGAGCAUGCUACACUUUCUAAGAAUAUGCUGAAGCUGAAAGCAUGCCUGUUUGCUAUUUGUACUUCACUUGUGAUAAGAGGAAAGGAAACAGCUCUCCAUGCAGUAAUGGUUAAAAUUCGACAUUUGAUUACAACUGUUUUACUGUGGCCAUGCUUGGACUCAGAUGAAGUAUCAAAAGCACAGCAUGGAUGCAUUGACUGUCUUGCCUUAAUGAUAUGCUCUGAAUUUGGAAUCUCUGAUUCCAAUGUUGCUAGUAGCCAGUCAAAUAAACCUGAUAUGCUGCCGAUGAAAUCCAGACUGAUUGAAGAAGUCAGAGACCAAGCUGAUCAUGUUACAUUUCAGAGUAAUGCUGCUGGGGAUACUGUCAUUUCUGCUGUUCUAUGUAGUCUGACACUUCAGCAGAAAACUGUUCCGUUCAUUAUAUCAAAGGAACCCCAUUCUAGCAUAUCAGAAGAUGGGCAAAAGACAUCCAUGCCACUGGCAUUUCGUCUAUGCAUGGCAAAUGUUCUCAUCAGUGCUUGUCAGAAGAUAUCCCACAGUGGAAAACUAUCAUUAUCGAGAACAAUAAUACCUGCUCUUAUAGAUUUUGUACAGGUAAGUGACAAUGCACAGAUGAGAGCAGCAUGCUUGCAGGUUCUUUUUACCACUGUUUACCACCUCAAGUCAUCUGUUCUUUCAUAUGCAAAUGACUUGCUCAGCUUAUCCAUUGAAGCAGUUAGAAACAGGGGUUUACCACAGGAGCGCAUUGCUGGAGCUAAACUUAUGGCAUCCCUUAUGGCCAGCGAAGAAUCCAUUGUCAAAGAAAUAUCUCCAAAUCUAAUGAAGGCAAAGGAAGUUCUAAGAAAUAUAUCUUUUAUGGACACCUCAACAGAAUUGAGGAGUUUGUGUGAAAAAUUGCUUGAGUGUAUGUCAAUUUCAAUGGAGGGUAUGAUCUUUUAGCCACAGAUGCAAGAAUGUUUUCAUGGUUAAUAUCAUUUGAAUAAUUGGAAUUUUGGACAAUACUCAAAACAUCUUGUUAAUCAUAUGAGAUAAUUUAUAAUUUUGUUUUCUUGUUAGCAUCAUUGGCAAUUUCUUCUUACAAAUAAAAGACGCCUUCUUGUCUGGAAGUGAAGUUUGUUUAAUCUAAACUUCAAAUAUUGUAAAUGCUUGUUUCGAGUGUUUGCAUUUAGUUAUGUCCUUGAAAAUAAAAUAUAAAAGAUGUUCCACAGUGGUUCAA